CGCUCCGACAGACAGACGGUAAGAUUUACCUUCUUUACAAAUCUAUAACUUUAACUGACUUUAAAAUAUUCAAGAAGAAAUACUAAAGUAGUGAAAUACUUUAACUGCAACCUGCUGCUGACUGAAAAACUGUCAAAGACUCAGAGUGUCUGAGGCAACUUUCUGACUUCCUGUUUUAACACAUCGUCUGCUGUGUUCAGCUUCACUCAGAGACAAAAUGGCUUCCAGAUCAGAGGACGAUCUCAGCUGUCCGGUUUGUCAUGACAUCUACAGAGAUCCUGUCAUUUUGACAUGUAGCCACAGCUUCUGUAGAGACUGUCUGCAGAGGUGGUGGAGAGAUAAACAAGCACAGGACUGUCCAGUUUGUAAGACAACAUCCUCCAAGCAAAAACCACCUUCAAACCUGGCGUUAAAGAACCUGUGUGAAGCCUUCUUACUGGAGAGAGAUCAGAGAGCUUCAGAGGGUUUCUGCAGUCUGCACUCUGAGAAACUCAAACUCUUCUGUCUGGACCAUCAGCAGCCAGUGUGUGUUGUCUGCAGAGACUCAGAACAACACACCAACCACAGAUUCAGACCCAUCGAUGAAUUUGCACAACAACACAAGAAGGAACUUCAGGAAACUCUGGAGCCUUUAAAGAAGAAGUUAGAGGUUUUUAAAGAAGUUAAAGUGAAGUUUGAUCAGACAGCAGAACACAUUCAGGUCCAGGCCCGACGCACAGAGACGCAGAUUAAGGAGAGGUUUAAGAAGCUUCACCAGUUUCUAGAAGAGGAAGAGGAGGCCAAGAUGGCUGCACUGAGGGAGGAAGAGGAGCAGAAGAGUCAGAUGAUGAAGGAGAAGAUGGAGGCUCUGAGCAGAGAGAUAGCAGCUCUUUCAGACACAGUCGGAGCCACAGAAGACCAGCUGAGAGCUGAACACGUCUCAUUCCUGCAAAACUACAAGGCUGCAGUGGAAAGAGUCCAGCAGCGCCCCCUGCUGGAGGAUCCACAGCUGCCCUCAGGAGCUCUGAUAGACCAGGCCAAACACCUGGGCAACCUGACCUUCAACAUCUGGAACAAGAUGAAGAACAUGGUCUCCUACUGUCCUGUUGUUCUGGACCCAAACGCUACCGAUCCAAAACUCUUCCUGUCUCCAGGUCUGACCAGAGUGAAACAGGGAGAGGAACAGCAGCUUCCUGAUAAUCCAGAGAGGAUUGGUGGGCGCUGCUCUGUUCUGGGCUCUGAGGGCUUUAACUCAGGGACUCACAGCUGGGACGUCCAGGUUGGAGACAGUAAAUUCUGGUCACUGGGUGUGUUAGCAGAAUCUGCCCCGAGGAAAGAAGCUCCACAGUCUGGAUUCUGGAGAAUGGGGUUCCGUGAAGGUAAAUACUCUGUGCGGUCAGCACCAGGUCCACCGACUGUUCUCAGUGUGCAGAAGAAGCUCCAGAGGAUCAGAGUGAAUCUGGACUGGAACAGAGGAACGCUGUCGUUCUCUGAUACUGAUACUAACACACACAUACACACCUUCACACACACUUUCACUGAGAGACUGUUUCCAUACAUUAGCAUUGGGGAUAAAGUCCAACUGAAGAUAUUACCACUGAAGCUCCGUGUGACUACACAACAGGUCUGAUAGUCUUCAGUUUUAAUCUGUCCAUCUUUUUCUCUAGAUGUAUACGUGUAGGAGUACAUUUCGAUGAAAUAAGAUCAAACUGUAUUGAUCUCUGUUCGGCAGUCAGAUAUUUUCAGCAGGAAUCAGUAAAUUAAAAAGUAUAAAAUAUGCCAUCCCCUGCAGGAAUAAUAAAAGUCCAGCAGAGACAUCUGUAGUGUGAUGAGGUUAGGUGAAAAGAAAAUCAUACAAUUUUUUGAGUCUUUUCCUUCUUGUAAACAUAAAACUGUCAGAAAUGCUAUAUAAGAUUUUUGCUCUUCAGUUUGUGAGUUCUUUGUGAAUGUAUCACUUUAAACUUUGAGGUUUUUUAGAUUUUAUUAUUAUUGCCCCAACUUUUUCUUUUUCUUAUAUCCAACAAUUGCCCAAAUAUGCCAUAGAUGGUCCAGCGGCCGGCUAAAUAAUCUAAGGACAGACAGGCCUAGAAAAUAUAUUUGAUCAACUUCGUUUUUUUGUAAUAUAGUAGUAUGGUUGUAUUAUUUUUGUAUAUAAAGCUAUUCUUCGUGCUAAUAUGGACUUUUCCUGCUUUGUUUAAUAAAUUAAUCUGAAUGUCUUUGGACAAACAUUUAAAGACAUCAGCUUGGACUUUGAGAAACUGGGAAGGACCUUUUUUUCUUUUACAAUUUUCUGAAUUAUACCAUUUUAUAAAACUAAAAAAGAAAAAAAUCAGAUUUUUGUGUGGCGUAAAUAUAUAACUUUAUAAUGUCAGAUAAUAAGCCGCUUUUUUCUCUAAUUUUUUAAUAUUACAAUAUUAUUAUGGUACAGGAGUCAGCUGAAUAAAAACAAUAAUACAGACAACAUACGUUUUUGGAGAAGAAGCUGAAAAGGCUCUUCAAGACAGACUGGAAAGUAGAUUUGAUUAUAAGUUUUAUUCCUUUGUUUACCCUGGUAGAGCUGCAGCAGUUUGUCAAUAAACUUUUAGUCGAUCCAAAGUAAAAUAAAAUGGCUUCCACUUUGAUAAUUGAUUCAUUGUUAAUUAAAUGUUUUUUAAUACAAAAAUACAGAAAAUGCUGUUUUCAGCCUCUAAAAUAUUUCAUACUGUUCUUUCUGUUUUCUAUCAUAUUAAUCUGAAUUUUUCAGGGUUUUGGAAAAUAACAUAUUUAAACACUUCAGCUUUAACACACUGGAUGGUCAAAGCAAUAUUAUAAUAUUUAGCAACAUUAAAGCAAUCGUUAGUUAUAUUAUUAUAUUGUAUAUUUAUAUUUUACCUGUCAAUCAAUGUAAAUCGUUGUGAUUGUUUUAAUAUAUAUGUGUGGUUUUAUCAUCAUAGUAACAUUUAUCUAUAAUUUUAUGUAUUGAUCUGUAUGAGCAGUUAAUGUGCAGCCCACUGCUCCUUGCAUG
Messenger RNA from Centropristis striata (black sea bass), 2983 nucleotides. Its product is annotated as nuclear factor 7, brain-like. Gene Ontology annotation, molecular function: zinc ion binding; protein binding. Bases 218 to 1609 code for a protein of 463 amino acids. Lineage: Eukaryota; Metazoa; Chordata; Actinopteri; Perciformes; Serranidae. The record is from RefSeq and is a predicted model, not a curated record. The transcript has a single exon.